Molecule: messenger RNA, 2493 nt
Organism: Linum trigynum
Lineage: Eukaryota; Viridiplantae; Streptophyta; Magnoliopsida; Malpighiales; Linaceae
Source: the annotation of a GenBank genome assembly
GCGCCCCAGACAUCCGCUCUCCCAUUUCUCCCCCAAAUUCGCAAACCCUAAACUCUCUCCCAUCCUUUUCCCAUGGCCAACAUGAUCCAGCUCCCUUGCGAUGGCAACGGCCAUUGCAUGGUCUGCAAUGCCAAGCCACCAGCCGAAGAGACCCUGAGUUGUUCCACCUGUGCUGCACCAUGGCACGUCCCUUGCCUGUCUUCCAAGCCAGAAUCCAUGGCUUCCGUCCUCCAGUGGCAGUGUCCCGACUGCAACCUCGAUGCUCCUGUUGCUGCUCCGGUAUCCUCCGGCAACGAGCUGGUGGCUGCGAUCAGAGCGAUUGAGGCUGAUUCGACGCUGACGGAGCAGGAAAAGGCUUGGAAGAGACAGGAACUGUUGGGUGGAAAGAAGGUUGACCAGGAGGGCGAUGACGAUGAUGAUGAAGAGAAAGAAGGCGGAGAUGCUGACAAGAAAGGGAAGAAGAGUGCUGAGAUGGAUGCGCUGAAACUCCUCGGCGAGAGCUUUAAUUGCUCCUUUUGCAUGCAGCUGCCUGAGAGGCCUGUCACUACACCUUGCGGCCACAACUUCUGCUUGAAAUGCUUCCAGAAAUGGACAGGGCAGCAAAGAAAAACCACCUGUGCAAAGUGCCGCGCCAACAUUCCCCGGAAGAUGGCAGCUCAGCCCCGCAUCAACUCUGCCCUCGUCGCGGCUAUCCGUAUGGCUAGGGUCUCUAAGUUCAUCUCGGAUGGAGCGCCAGCUAGGGUGUAUCAUUUUGUGCACAACCAGAACAGACCUGACAAAGCUUACAGGACUGAGCGGGCUAAGAAGACUGGCAAGGCCAAUGCUGCAAGUGGCAAGAUAUUUGUGACUGUGCCUCCGGAUCAUUUGGGACCUAUCCCUGCUGAGAAUGAUCCAGAGAGAAAUCAGGGUGUUCUUGUAGGUGAGUGCUGGGAGGAUAGAAUGGAAUGCAGGCAAUGGGGGGCCCAUCGUCCUCAUGUUUCGGGUAUCCAUGGGCAAGCUGAGUUCGGGGCACAAUCCGUUGCACUCUCUGGAGGGUAUCAAGACGAUGAAGAUCAUGGUGAAUGGUUUCUGUACACUGGAAGCGGAGGGAGGGAUCUUAGCGGAAACAAGAGGACCAACAAAGACCAGUCGUCUGAUCAGAAGUUUGAAGCAGCAAAUCAGUCUCUUAGACUUAGCUGCAUAAAAGGAUAUCCUGUUCGAGUUGUGAGGUCGCACAAGGAAAAACGCUCAAAUUACGCGCCAGAGGCUGGAGUACGCUAUGAUGGCGUCUAUAGGGUUGAGAAAUGCUGGAGGAAAGUUGGAAUCCAGGGUUUUCAAGUAUGUAGGUAUCUGUUCAUUAGAUGUGACAACGAGCCUGCACCAUGGACAAGUGAUGAGCAUGGUGACAGGCCUAGACCAUUGCCUAACAUCCCAGAGUUGAAGAAGGCCAAAGAUUUAACAGAGAGGAAAGAUGACCCAGCAUGGGACUUUGACGAAAAGAGUAGCCGUUGGACAUGGAAGACACCUCCACCGCUGAGCAGAUUGAAAGUGGACCCUGCGGAUCCUACCCAGAUCAGGAGGGCAAGGAAAGCUAUUAAGGAGGCACAGACUCAGAGUGUUACAGAAAGGCUUCUGAAAGAGUUCAACUGCCUCAUCUGUAAGCAAGUGAUGAAGGAGCCAGUCACGACACCGUGCACCCACAACUUCUGUAAGGACUGCCUGGAGAAGAAAUUCCCGAACAAGCAGUUCACUGUGGAGAGAAGCAGAGCUGGCCGUGCUCUGCGUGCUAAGAAGAAUGUGCUGAAUUGCCCUUGUUGUCCAACUGACAUUUCUGACUUCCUCCAGGACAUAAAGAUUAACAGCGAAGUGAUGGCAGUGAUCGAGAGGCUUCAAGCUCAGUUUGAAGAAGCAAAAGCUGCAUCAGCUGCUGCUAGUGCUGGUGAAUCUGGGGAGGAGAAUCCUGAACCUGAAUCAAAAGCAAAAGAUUCAGAAGGGGAGGGACCCAAAAAGAGGCAGAAGAUUGAUGGGAGUGAUUCACCCUCCAGCCCUCUUCAUAUUCAAUCGCCUCCAAUUGUGGCCCUUUGACUGCUUCACUGUACCGGUGGAUUAGUCUACUCCCCGUGGCUAGCAAGUAGUAAUCAGUAAGGAAGAGAAGCGCGCAGUAGACUCCCAGGAGCUAAAACAGCCUGACAGUUUCAAAUGGAACUGUAAUUUUGCCCCUCGUCGCUUCAUUAUGUUGGGUAGUUCUGCGGAUACUCCUUUUUUAAGGCAUCUUAAUUUGUAAUUCAGCACAGUAAUCUUACUUUCAAACACAGACUAAACUGGGAGCCGGAAAUAUCUAUUCUUACCUUUUCAUCCCACGUUAUAAUGGGUCGGCACACAGUAAAUCUCUUUGCCCAACUUCUUGUCCUCUAACUGCCAUAAGUGAAUUCAUCUGAAGUAGGCUCCAACCAGGUAUACUCCCCAUAUUAUGACAAACUAUUACCAUAACGAAAAUCAAUUUAGGUAACGUUG